AUGCAAAAGCAUCAGGCAGCUCACAAGUGAGUCACUUCGAGUGGUUUCCAAGCAAAGGGCAGGAUGUGAUGAUUGAAGCCAUCAAGCGAACUGGCGUUGGCUCCUCCGACAGAAUCCUCGAUGUUGGAUGCGGCAGCUCUCGUCUCAUCUGGGACCUCUGCGACGAGGGAUACACGCGAGUGAUCGGCAUCGACUUCAGCCCAGUCGUCAUCAAGAAGCUCCAGGCUGAGCGGGAGCAAUGCGCAGGCGCGAAGGAGCAAACUCUGCACCUCUUCCACAUGGACGCAGCAGCCCUCGCGUUCUCCGACGCCUCCAUCGCUCUUGUCCGCUCGCCUCUCCUGUUCACCCGCUCCUCUCACACGCGCCAGGUCGUCGACAAGGGGCUCCUCGACUCCGUCCUGGCCGUCCAUGAUCGGCGAGAGCUGUGGAAGCGAAGUGGCAAGAAGGAGGCACAAGAUCCCUUCCUGAAGAGAGCGGCGAGAGAAGCAGAGGAGAAAGGAAGGAAGGUCUUGGUGGAGCUGCGCAGAAUACUCAAGAGCGACGGGGUAUACCUGGUGGUCUCCUAUGAGGAGCCGACUUACCGGAUGCCGUUCCUGCGACAAGCAUCAGCAGAGGGCGAGCAGCUAUGGAGGGAAAUGGUUUCUCUACACGUGCAAAGCUUGAAGAUGCCGACCCAAGGCUCCAGCACGAUAAGGCGCUUCCGAUCGGAUCACUUGAGUCAGCCUUGCGGAUACGGGAGAUCGGAGACAGGAGGGAGUCCCGUCCAAAAGCGACGCCGCUGUGUUCGUGCUCCCUUGUCAGACUCUGGCUUGAAGCCCUGA
Messenger RNA from Guillardia theta CCMP2712, 821 nucleotides. RefSeq lists its product as hypothetical. The transcript is spliced from 7 exons. Bases 69 to 821 code for a protein of 250 amino acids. The record is from RefSeq and is a predicted model, not a curated record. Lineage: Eukaryota; Cryptophyceae; Pyrenomonadales; Geminigeraceae.